UCGGAUAUGUCAAAUGAACAUGGACCCAUAUGAAACGUCAGCACAGUGAGUGUAGUAGCAGUUUACGUAUUGAUGUUAGCGAGCUAGCCUAGUAAAAUACAGUCCAGACAUAGAAAGACAUUUGUCGUAAAGCAGUAUAUUUGUAGAGUUAUUACAUUGGGAAACGGUAGAGUUUAUAUUCGUUGCAGAGAAUACGUUUAACACAAUGGACUUCACUUGGAUUGUUUUACUUUCUCGAAGUUCAUACGAUUGAAGGAGGAAUGACAAUGACAGUUCCCUUGCCUGUGAGAGGAGGCUACACUGGAAUACAGCUGUUCUGUGACCAAAACAAGGGACCUUGAAGAACCACAGCCUGUGUGACAGAGGACUUGCAUUGUGGAGUUUUUUGGGAGAGUAGCAAGCAGUACACUUGGGUAAAGAAACACUAAGGCAAGGUGGAGAUGUUUGCCAAACUGAAAAAGAAGAUUGCUGAGGAGGCAGCCACAGCCCCCCGGACCGGAGUCCGCAUGCUUCGCUCCUACAGCAAAGAGUCCAUUACGUCAGUGGGGGCAGACUCGGGGGAUGAUUUUGCCUCUGAUGGCAGUAGCUCCAGGGAUGACCUCUCCUCCCAGAUCCUCAGAAGGAAUGAUCAGAUUCGCAAGCUGGAGGCCAAACUAUCAGACUACGCUGAGCAGCUCCGACUUAUGCAGAAGACCAAGGACAAGCUUGAAAUUGCAUUAGAAAAACAUCAGGAUUCCUCCAUGAGGAAACUGCAGGACCAGAAUGAGACUCACCAGGCCAAUAGAGCCAAAAUGGCCGAAGGCAUGGCUUUGGCACUGGACAAGAAGGAUCAGGAAUGGAUGGAAAGGAUAUCUACGCUGGAGCAGGAGAAAGCGUCUCUGUCUGUGAGGCUAGAUGAUAUGAUGGAGCAGAGCCUUACUCUGUUCCAGAAGAGGGAUGACCUGGACGAGCUGGAGGGCUUCCAGCAGCAGGAGCUCGCCAAAGUCAAACACAUGUUACUGAGCAAGGAGGAGCAGCUGGUCCAAAGGGAGCGAGUGCUCCACCAGAAGGGUGCCGAGCUGCAGAUGGCCAAGAAGGUUCUGGCCGAAGCCCAGGAGCAGCUGCGGGCUCUGCGAGAGGAGCAUCAGGAAAGUUGCAGGCUCAACACGGAGCUGGAGAUGGAGAGAGAGGACCUGCUGGAGUUCAGGGAGGAGGCUGAGAAAAAGAUUAGUGAGCUGGAGGGCAGAGGCCAGAACCUGCAGAAGGUCACCCAACAGGUAUCUGAGGACUUCCAGAAGUCGCAGAGCAGGGCAGCAGCUGUAGAGAAGUCUCUCCGUACGUUACAAAUGGAGAACAAUGCCCUGAAGCUGGAGCAACACAAAGCUGCAGUGACUGAUGAGGACAAGGAGCGUGUGCUGCUGGACCUGCAGGAGAAGAACUCAUCUCUGGAGAGACAUCUGCAUGGUAACCUGAGUGAAGACGAGCUCCUCCAGGAGCUGCUCAAAGAGAAGUCCACUCUGGAGCAGAGGCUGGAGGAAACGAGAGUUGAGCUGCUGGAGGCACGCACCAACCAUGCAGACACGGUUAGCUCUUUGGAGACUCAGAUAUCCAGACUCAACAACAACGUGACUGAACUACAGACCCUGCUACGACACAAAGACGACUCCUCCAAGAAUUACAGAGAGAGAACGGACGCACAGAUAGCAGGUCUGGAACAGCAGGUGCAGGAGAGCAAUGAGAGGCUCAAGAACACUGAGCAGCAGAUCUCUGACAAACAAGCACAUCUAGACAAACUGCAGGCAGAGUGGAGUGUGGAGAGGGACAGUCUGCAGCAGCAGGUGUCUGCAGAGCGGCAACAGGGCCAGGAGAGGGCAGGUUGGCUGGAGGAGCAGCUCACUGCACUGCAGACAGAGAGAGACACCGAACACACCUCUGCCCAAGCCAGGAUUAGUGAGUUGGAGCAAGAGAGAGCGUCUCUGCUGAGGGGGAGGGAGAAAGCUGACGUGGCUCUGAGGAGGCAGGCAGAGGAGCUCGAGCAGGCCAGGUCAGAGCUGAGCAGCAGGCAGACAGUGAGUGUGGAGAUAGCCAUGGCUCUGGAGGACACCAGGAGACAGAAGGAGGAGCUCCAACUACAGGUAGUAGAGAUGAUGGCGUCACUUCAAACAACAUCGCAGGAACUGGCCCACGUCACUGAGCAGCUGAAGCGGAAAGAAGAGGAUCUCCAAACACUUCGCAAUGAGCUGCAGAGCGGCCAGAGCUCCCUGUCCCAGCUGCAAGAGGAGGCGGAGGGGCUGCAGGCAGCAGCCCAGGAGAGACAGGAGGAGAAGGACAGCCAGCUGGUCAGCUUGAGGCAGGAGCUCCUAACCCAGAACGAGCAGUUGGACUCCUGCCAGUUACGGGUAUCAGAGCUGGAGGUAGAGGUAGAGACUCUGACGUUGCAGCAGACUCCAGAGCUGUGUGAACUGGACCAGAAUGGGACUGUGACGGUGGAUGACCUGGACUACAUGCAGAAGGCCAACCGAGACCUGGAGCAGCAGCUCAGUGACAAGAACAAGACCAUUAAGCAGCUGCAGCAGAGGCUAGCAGAGCUAAAGAGGACCUUGCAGAAGGAGCUGAAGCUGAAACCUGAAACAGAGUCCGAUGGGAAAGAGAGGGCCCAAGAAGGGAGAGGAGAGAGGCAAGAGAGGCCAGACAGAAUCUUUACAGAGCCCACUCCAGGCCCGGCCCCGGGCCCAAACACCACUGUCACCAACACAUCUGAUCUCAAUGACUCACGAGAGAUCAACUUUGAGUACCUCAAACACGUGGUGCUAAAAUUCAUGUCAUCCAGAGAGGCUGAGGCCUAUCAGCUGAUCAGAGCAGUGUCUGUGUUGCUGAACUUCACUGGUGAGGAAGAGGACAUGUUGAAGCAGACUCUGGAGUACAAGAUGUCCUGGUUUGGAUCCAAGCCUUCUCCGAAAGGUAUUGUCCGGCCAUCACUUUCAGGGGCACCUGCUCACUGGAGCUGAGGGGACCAAGAGAGGAAGAGGGGACAGACACACAAACAGUACUUUUAUCAUGUGUUUGCAUGACUGCUCCCACCACUGUGGCAACCAAAUGAACAUUGUAAAGAGGACACAACCCAAGCUUUAAAAUGGUUUCUGACAUGACACAGAUUCCUAUGUACUGUAGCUCCUCAAUCACUCCUGAGAAAAAAAAAAUCUUCAUCUUCAAGAGAAAAGAGAAUGGCUCUACAAUGACUUAGAGGGGCAAAGUCUUUUUAAUAUGGUCUGUUUUUGUUUGGGGGGGGGGGGGUGAUUUUUAUUUACAUGUAAAAUGUUAACCUUAAGAGAAACGCUCCUCCCUCCCCUUGGAAUGAGUUUAACAUUAGAUCUAGCUCUGUCAUGGACACAGUACAAGUACACUACAUUACCAAAAGUAUGUGGACAUCUGUUUGUCGAACAUCUCAUUCCAAAUUCAUGGGCAUUAAUAUGGAGUUGGUCCCACCUUUGCUGCUAUAACAGCCUCUACUCUUCUGGGAAGGCUUUCCACUAGACGUUGGAACAUUGACGCCGGGGACUUGCUUACAUUCAGAUAAAAAAACAUUAGUGAAGUCGGGCACAGAUGUUGGGUGAUUAGGCCAGGCUUGCAGUCGGCGUUCCAAUUCCUACCAAAGGUGUUUGAUGGGGUUGAGGUCAGGGCUCUGUGCACGCCAGUCAAGUUCUUCCACACCGAUCUCAACAAACCAGUUCUGUAUGAACCUCAUCUUGGGCACGUGGGCAUUGUCAUCCUGAAACAGGAAAGGGCCUUUUCCAAAUUGUUGCCACAAAGUUGGAAGCACAGAAUCGUCUAGAAUGUAAUUGUAUGCUGUAGCAUUAAGAUAUCCCUUCACUGGAACUAAGGGGCCUAGCCCGAACCAUGAAAAACAGACCCAGACCAUUAUUCCUCCUUCACCAAACUUACAGUUGGCACUAUGCAUCGAGGCAGGUAGCGUUCUCCUGGAAUCUGCCAAACCCAGAUUUGUCCGUCGGACUGCCAGAUGGUGACGCGUGAUUCACUAACGCGUUUCUACUAGUCCAGAGUUCAAUGGCAGUGAGCUUUACACCACUCCAGCCAAAGCUUGGCAUUGCGUAUAGUGAUCGCGCGGCUGCUCAGUCAUGGGAACUCAUUUCAUGAAGCUUCCAACGAACAGUUUAUUGUGCUGACGUUGAUUCCAGAAGCAGUUUGGAACUUGGUAGUGAGUGAUGCAACCGAGGACAGACAUUUUUUACAUGCCAUGCGCUUCAGCACUCAGUGGUCCUGUUCUGUGAGUUUGUGUGGCUCAAUGUACUCAAUUUGAUACACAUGUCAGCAACGGGUGUGGCUGAAAUAGCCGAAUCCACUCAUUUGUAGGGGUGUCCACAUACUUUUGUGUAUAUAUGGUGUAUGUCUUAUUCUCCAGGUGUUAUUAAGAGUGAGAUGGGUCAGGCCUACCAGGCUGUCACAACUCUUUUUGACAGAGAAGAUUAUUUCUGUUUCUGUGCUCCAAUGUUUUUUCUUUAAUUUAGACAGAAAACGGUAUUUACUGCCGAUGACUACCUACGGCAGGGUUCCCCAACUAGCCUGCGUGUGAUAGCCUGAAUUUGGCCUGCGUGUGAUUUUAUUUGGCCCCCAAUGUUUUCUGAGCAAAAACGCUAUUAUUAUUUUUUUUGUUUUUUUUAUAUUGUUGGACAUAAGACUGUAAAAACGCCAGGAAAUCAGCUCCAAGUUAUUUUAAUUUUGGACAUCUGUUCCCAAAUAUCCUCCUGAAAUUGUUUUAGUCUAAUAUUAUUUCUGUUUGGGAUUCUUGCAGUCAAUUUGCAGUCUACAAAUAUUUGUAAUUAUGUUCCAGCCCCCCGACCAUCCCAAAAAAUGAGCCUGCGGCUAGAUCCAGUUGAUGAUCCCGUCUCUAUGGUUG
Salvelinus fontinalis (brook trout) is the source of this 4894-nucleotide messenger RNA. Its product is annotated as golgin subfamily A member 1-like. NCBI's taxonomy places the organism in Eukaryota, Metazoa, Chordata, Actinopteri, Salmoniformes, Salmonidae. The record is from RefSeq and is a predicted model, not a curated record. The transcript has 24 exons. The coding region runs from base 441 to 2987 and encodes 848 amino acids. Gene Ontology annotation, cellular component: Golgi apparatus.